Empidonax traillii (willow flycatcher) is the source of this 660-nucleotide messenger RNA. Its product is annotated as exocyst complex component 4-like. The annotation marks the transcript as partial. The record is from RefSeq and is a predicted model, not a curated record. The transcript has 4 exons. Gene Ontology annotation, cellular component: growth cone membrane; exocyst; synapse. NCBI's taxonomy places the organism in Eukaryota, Metazoa, Chordata, Aves, Passeriformes, Tyrannidae. Gene Ontology annotation, biological process: exocytosis; chemical synaptic transmission; Golgi to plasma membrane transport.
GGCCGCUUUCGGCAAAGAAUCUGAAGUUCUCAUCGGCAACCUGGGCGACAAACUGAUCCCUCAGCAGGAGAUCCUGCGCGACGUCAGCGACCUCAAGGCCUUGGCCAACAUGCACGAGAGCCUGGAGUGGCUGGCAGGGCGCGCCAAGGGGGCUUUCUCCAGCCUCUCCUCCUCCCACACCAUGUCUCCAGGCCAGGACAGCCAUUCCAGCAUGGAACAGCUCCCUGCAUCCGAGCAGAUCCUGCAAACCUUGAGUGAGCUGGCCAGGUCCUUCCAGGAGAUGGCUGAUCGCUGCCUGCUGGUGCUGCACCUGGAAGUCAGGGUUCACUGCUUCCACUACCUGAUCCCCCUGGCCAAGCAGGGCAACUACGCCAUCGUGGCCAACGUGGAGAGCAUGGACUACGACCCGCUGGUGGUGAGGCUCAACAAGGACAUCAGCGCCAUCGAGGAGGCCAUGAGCGCCAGCCUGCAGCAGCACAAGUUCCAGUACAUCUUCGAAGGGUUGGGCCACCUCAUCUCCUGCAUCCUCAUCAACGGCGCCCACUACUUCAAGCGCAUCAGCGAGUCGGGCAUCAAGAAGAUGUGUCGGAACAUCUUCAUCCUGCAGCAGAACCUCACCAACAUCACCAUGUCCCGGGAGGCCGACCUGGACUUUGCCAG